This is a messenger RNA of Neocloeon triangulifer, 4968 nucleotides long. RefSeq lists its product as uncharacterized. The record is from RefSeq and is a predicted model, not a curated record. The coding region runs from base 221 to 4852 and encodes 1543 amino acids. Gene Ontology annotation, molecular function: transcription coregulator activity; zinc ion binding; SUMO ligase activity. Gene Ontology annotation, biological process: regulation of transcription by RNA polymerase II; protein sumoylation. The transcript has 22 exons. Lineage: Eukaryota; Metazoa; Arthropoda; Insecta; Ephemeroptera; Baetidae.
GUGAGUUUGGUGGGUACCGGCCGUACCGGUUCUUUGUUGUUUUUUAAAUAACGCGGAGUGAAAUUCUCCAAUACCUGCCUGCCAUUGGACUGCUGUUAUUUCGCUGAGGCAACAAGCAUGAACAAGCGCAUUGUUUACUUCAUAAGAUUGAGUUUUCAGCCUCUGUUUUUGUGCAAUUGAGCUAGUAUUCCCUCCAAGCCAAUUGCAUGAGAUUGAAAAUAUGCUGGUCGAAGAAUAUUAUAAACAUGAAGCAACGUCGGUUGUCAUCUCAGCUGUUGCCGAUGCUCUGUCACUUGUUUGGGACAAAGCAGACAAGGAGCUUGACCAAAAGUCUGUGCCUGAAAUCCUAUACGAGAACAAGGAUAAAGUUACUGAUUUGAUUUGGGAGCUACAAUUUCUGCUACCCAAAAAUGAAGCUUUGGAACUAGUGUCAACACUGCACACGUCCAACCCAGAUUACAAGCGUGUGGUUCUGGAAGUUCUGGGUAUCUACAAAGAGGAGAAGCAGCUCCAGUUCAAAUCAAGGCUUGACAUGGCCGCCCGUCAGAAAGUUUUCCCAGCUAUUUCUGCACCACGCCGUCAGGAGGAUAAUGAUUGCCUGAAAUAUCAGGAAUUCGGAAACUUGACUGUCGUAGUCACGCCUAGUCCAAAGAAUUGGAUGGGCAAGGAAAGGGUUGAGUGUCUGAAUGUGGUUGUGAAGAAGAAAGAGAAACAGGUCGUUAAACCUGAUAAUUUCUGUCUAUACGAACCAGGCCUACCAGAGAUACAAAGACAGUGUGAAAGUGGAAAUUGUUCGUUGAAUUCCAAGAUUUUUCUGUACCAAAGUUUGGCGAAACAAGGGUACCAGGGAGCAGCAUGGAGUUUGGCAAGGAGGGCAUUUGGAGGGCAAGGAGGACAUUUGAGGAAGCUUCUGCAAAGCAUAAUCCUUGGAAGUGGUGUUUGGAGUGCCCAAGCAAAAGUACACCGCUACAAAACUAUCGGCAACAUUUAUCCUCUCAUCUUGCAAGAUGAUUGGGAUACAUGUGCCUGUUGGGAACAAGUGUUUUUCAACUCGCAGAGUGUACUUCUGCGAACAAAGAUUUGCAGUAAUUGCAAUUACCGUGAGGCAAUUUAUGGGAAAGCCCCACACCUGACCCCUGAGGAAGCAGCCGCAAUAGUAGGCGUGGACGAGUUUGAAUCUUGCGGACCGUGCCCUUCAUGCUUAGAACAUAACCUGAAGCUGCAACUCUGCAUCCCUUCAAAUGUGGUGGCAAUUGAUUUUUGCCAUCCCGGUACAAUCGAUGGUAUGCCAACUAUUGACGAAGCAACUGCUAAAGGCCUCCUUCCCCCUGAGAUGACCAUUGGUGGUUACCAAUUCAAACUGAUUGGCCUCUCCAUCCGUGAGGUUUUUGACUGGAAUAUUAGAGUCAGAGAUGGAAGGCCUGACAAGCGGACAUAUUCCAUGUCUGAAAUAGCUAAACGGUAUGACGCUUCAAGAUAUGUUUAUUCGGAAACACAUGAUGAGGGCAACAAUUGUGGAGAUGAGGAAAAGAAAGUGCAGGACAAAAAUCAUGAAAUAGAAGAAGAAGAGGAUGAAAAUCAUGAACCCGAACAACCUAAAAAUGAUGAGGAUGAGGACGACGAAGACGAGGACAAAAAUUAUGAACCAGAACAACCUGAAAUUGAUGAGGAUGAGGACGACGAAGACGAGGACAAAAAUCCUGAACCAGACCAACCUGAAAAUGAUGAGGAUGAGGACGAGGAAGACGAGGAUGAGGACGACGAAGAUGAGGACGACGGUUUUGGUCAUAAUUUUUAUCUGGAAUUUCAAGAUGAUGGCACCUUUUGGCGGGUUUGUGAUGGUGAUCCGGUCCACGUGUGGUCCAAAAACCACAAUGACAACCCGUACUCCCUGCGUGAGGGAUUCCGGCACGAAGUGCAGUAUGCUUAUUAUGGCAAGAAGAAUGAGGUGAAAUUGAAAAGGGCUGCGCAAACAGAGACAGAAGCAACUGAGCCAAAGAAGGAGAAAAAGUCAAAGAACCAUAAAAAUAUAAAAACAGGAUCUAAGACUGCUGCUGUGAAAUCAAGGAGAACCAGCAAUGCAAGAAUGCUGUGCCAGCCAAAAAAUGAAGGUGCUUGUUCUGAAAAAAUGCAUGUCUUGGAUGGCAAGGACAAGUUCCAGCUACGCGAGUUCUCUGACAACAAUGUGCAGUCUGGUGACUACUUGAUCCGCAAGGUUCCACUGAAGUUCAGCCUUUUCGAGACUACCACAGAACAGGACGAUUGCUUCCCGCCUGGAAUUUCAGUCAAAGUCAAGAACAAACUUCUAACGCUACCAGUACCAAACCCAAUUCCCACCAGCAACAAGCCAGGAGUGGAGCCGAAAAGGCCUCCGAGGCCGAACAACAUCUCCCCUCUGUUGAAAUUGAGCCCCACCGUCGGCAACACAGUCAACGUGUCUUGGGCUCAAGACUACACCAGAAACUUUGUGGUCAAAAUCUACCUGAAGAAACUCUCGUCCACCGACCUUUUGAGCAGACUGAAGAACAAGGGUGUCCGACCCGCCGAGGAGAAGCUGCAGGAGGACGCCGACUACGAAAUCGCAACCACCUCCCUUCGAGUGUCCCUGAUGUGCCCCCUGGGCAAGAUGAGAAUGUCGGUGCCAUGCCGGCCUUCGACGUGUGUGCACCUCCAGUGCUUCGACGCCUCCUUGUUCAUCCAAAUGAACGAGACAACGCCGACCUGGAACUGCCCUGUUUGUGAUAAACAUGCCUUGUACGACACCUUGGUCAUUGAUGGAUACUUCCAAGACGUACUCAAAUCUUCACGCUUGCCUGCCGACUGCAAUGAAAUUCAGUUGACCAGUGAUGGCUCCUGGACCAUCAUAUCAACCAAGAAAGAGUCGAAUGCCCAAAACCUGUCCCCAAAAAAAGAAGCGGUGGCCGCGCCUGCUGCCAAAGUGGAAAACGUUGAAACCCUGUCUGAUGAAGCUGAAGUGCUGGAGGACCAGCCGCCCAAGAAGAAGCCUGCGCCUGUGAUGGUCGACCUGACCCUGAGUGACUCUGAAGACGAGUCUCCUCCCAAGAAGAUGCACAACAGGAUUCAGGUGCCAGACCUGAUGCGCGCCCAUCUCCCUCUGUUGGACCAACUCCGGCUCUACGAAAACCAGGACAUCGUCGAGCAACCCUGCCAAGGCGUGAACCAGGAGGUCAUGGCGCAGCCACUGCUGCGGCACACCCUGUGGGGCAAGAUGCGUCCAUCUGCGUUGCCCCAGCAGGAGGAACUCCUGGUUGACAUGUUUGGUGUGAAAACCGGUCCUGGUGAGGUGUGCUCUCGGAAAGUGAUUUCCAACCCUGCUGCUGACUCACCAAUCUAUGGAUGUCUGGAAGCUGUCGAGUUUCUGCGAGAGUCCCAGUAUACAGAUGAACCACCCUGCCGAGGCUUCAACCGGGAGGUCAUGACGCAGCCACUGCUGCGGCACACCCUGUGGGGCAAGAUGCGUCCAUCUGCGUUGCCCCAGCAGGAGGAACUCCUGGUUGACAGCAACUCUGUAAAGUUUGGUGAGGGAACUGAUCCUGGCGACGAGUGCUCCCAGAAAGCUGCAGACUCACUAUUCGCUGUGUCAUGGAACGCAGCUGCGAGAUUGCAUGAGUCCAACUUCACAUUUCAUCUGACUCCUGAGCAAGCUACUAAAAUAGCCAUGUCCUUCAACAGUAUAGGCGAAGGAGAAUACAGUAUUCAGGUUCAACUGAGGUUCAGCCUUUUCGAGACUACCACAGAACAGGACGAUUGCUUCCCGCCUGGGAUUUCAGUCAAAGUCAAGAACAAACUUCUAACGCUACCAGUACCAAACCCAAUUCCCAGCAACAAGCCAGGAGUGGAGCCCCCUCUGUUGAAAUCGAGCCCCACCGUCGGCAACACAGUCAACGUGUCUUGGGCUCAAGACUACACCAGAAACUUUGUGGUCAAAAUCUACCUGAAGAAACUCUCGUCCACCGACCUUUUGAGCAGACUGAAGAACAAGGGUGUCCGACCCGCCGAGGAGAAGCUGCAGGAGGACGCCGACUACGAAAUCGCAACCACCUCCCUUCGAGUGUCCCUGAUGUGCCCCCUGGGCAAGAUGAGAAUGUCGGUGCCAUGCCGGCCUUCGACGUGUGUGCACCUCCAGUGCUUCGACGCCUCCUUGUUCAUCCAAAUGAACGAGACAACGCCAACCUGGAACUGCCCUGUUUGUGAUAAACAUGCCUUGUACGACACCUUGGUCAUUGAUGGAUACUUCCAAGUCGUACUCCUGUCUUCACGCUUGCCUGCCGACUGCAAUGGAAUUCAGUUGGCCAGUGAAGGGUCCUGGACCAUCAUAUCAACCAAGAAGGAGUCAAAUGCCCGAAGUCUGUCUCGGAAAAGAAAAGCGGCGGCCGCGCCUGCUGCCAAAGUGGAAAACGUUGAAACCCUGUCUGAUGAAGCUGAAGUGCUGGAGGACCAGCCGCCCAAUAAGAAGCCUGCGCCUGUGAUGGUCGACCUGACCCUGAGUGACUCUGAAGACGAGUCUCCUCCCAAGAAGAUGCACAACAGGAUUCAGGCGCCAGAGUCGAGUUCGAGCAACAGGAGCUUCGACUCCAACGCGAGGCCGACUUCGCCGAGUUCGGUCGGGCGCCAGAGCCCCAGCGUGAUCACCCUGGAAAGUCCGUCGCCGUCUCCAUCAAUCCCUUUCUUGCAGCCUUCCAGCACGACGGGCCACUUGGACCCCCCGCCCGCCCAUUCCAACAACUUCAGGCAAAUGUACUACAACUCGAUGAGCACCGCCCCCUCCCUGCCCAUUCUCGACUUGGACUUCUCGGUCAGCCACACUUGGAGAAACCAGAAUUUCAUUUGAGCUGUAAAAAGAGCGUCUUUUCACUUUCACUGUAAGUUAAUUUAGUUAAUUAUUCCAUGCAAAGGAUCAUCCUGAAACUAUGCCGUCUGUUUCUCAAUAAAAGAACAAAGAAUUAA